UCGGGCCGCAUUGACAAGGCCUACCCCACAGUGUGUGGUCACACGGGCCCUGUGCUGGACAUCGACUGGUGCCCCCACAAUGACCAGGUCAUCGCCAGUGGCUCGGAGGACUGCACAGUUAUGGUAAGGUUACAAUCACCCCUCUCCCUCACACGCCUCAGCAGAGACUGUUCCUCUCAGUGGAGCAGUACACUAAUGUGUGUUUGUUCAUACUUAACCUGUUGCUCUAUACACACCCUCUCACCGAUGCCAACCGACAGGAGAUGACACAUUUUGGUUGUGAAAGGCCAGACUGAUAGUGUAGGGAAGGGUGCCGAAUCAGAUCGUGAUAGGGUAGCUAAGCAUGGGUGCAGGCAGGGCUCGCCCUCUAGUCUGGAUUAGAUUAGACGCAGAGAGAGACGUGUCGUAUAGGAAUCAGCUCUGGGGAAUGAUUUAGCCUUUUUAUAGGGCUGAGGUCACUAACUUGUUUGAGGCUGGUGCUGUACUUUUCUCCAUAUGUCCUUAUUUGGGCUGUGAACGGCAGUGAUCAGUGUGUGCAGUGUACUUCACUGUGCUCUACCACUUCCCCACCUGUAGGCGUUGACUUCCCCAAGCAACUCUCUGAACACCAGAAAAAUACCUCAGUCUGUGAAAUGGGUGCAGUGUUCCAAGUGUAUUUUCAGAAGUUGAACCGCCAAAGGUUCCUCUCUCUUCAGAACUUUUGAUAUUGCUGCUAGAAAUACCCCCUGAAUAGGUUCUCUAAAAGUAAUGUUGACUUUAGAUUAAGUUUCCUGAUGUGUUGCUGUUGAGACUCCUGAAUCCAUAGUGACUUUCAACUUUAGUCUUCAUUUCCAUAGAUCAUGUUCUGAUUCUGCAAUGUUGACCAUAUUUGUAUAGUCUCUACUGGCUGUUUUGUCAGGAGGAAGUAAGCUACUCAGUAUGUACAUAAGUAUGGUGAGUGACUUUAGAUCUCUGCUGCCACCUUGAGUCUCAUGGUUGUAAGUGUGAUCUACUGACUUACUGUCACAGUAAUGUCAAUCUAAAAGGGUUUUUGACAAGUUGGUUCAUGUGAAUGUACUGCUUUCUGCGGUCCACCAGUUUAGCGCUUUAUGACACAACAGCAGGGGAACUGCAGCCAUACAUUCUGACCUCAGUAUAUGAUGCUAUAAUGACCCUAGCUAUGCCCUGGUCCUCACCCCUGACCUCUGACCCUUCUCUCUGUCUGCAGGUGUGGCAGAUCCCUGAGAACGGACUGGUUACUGGCCUGUCUGAGCCUGUUGUGGUCCUGGAGGGACAUUCCAAAAGAGUUGGCAUCAUCACAUGGCACCCCACGGCACGCAACGUCCUGCUCAGUGCUGGUGAGUGGUGUCCUCCUUAUCUCCCGAUUGGCGCAGUGGUCUAAGGCACUGCAUCGCAGUGCUAGCUGUUCCACUAGAGAUCCUGGUUGGAAUCCAGGCUCUGUCGUAGCCGGCCGCGACCGGGAGACCCAUGGGGCGGCGCACAAUUGGCCCAGCGUCGUCCAGGGUAGGGGAGGGAAUGGCCGGCAGGGAUGUAGCUCAGUUGGUAGAGCAUGGCGUUUGCAACGCCAGGGUUGUGGGUUUGAUUCCCACGGGGGGCCAGUAUGAAAAAUAAAAUAAAAAUAUAUAUAUAUAAUAAUAAUGUAUGCACUCACUAACUGUAAGUCGCUCUGGAUAAGAGCGUCUGCUAAAUGACUAAAAUGUAAAUGUAAAAUGUCCUCUAGUGUUGCAUGGUAUACCAAAAUGCCUGUACUUAUUCGAUACUAGAACAUAAAAAAUGGUUCGGUACUAUAAUUUUUGUUACUUCCGCUACUUCUGUCGAAUUUCUCACGGAUCAACUCUGUAUCAGCGCAGCCAAUGUCCCCCUUAGCGCGAGCGCACCGUGCCUGCUACACUUAGCCUGCACUGGGAGUCUGGGCUGCAUCAGGUUUGCUCCCCACUCAUGCUGCACAGAAAUGAACACACUUGAAUAAUGCGACACGGCAUGUAGAAAUGUUGAAACUGUUCAUUAUUGUUCGCAAAACAAUGUCUACAGGCUAGAACACUUUACAAUGCAAUAAGAUACCAGUAGCUUCCAGCUUUGUAGGUUAAGUUUCCUUACUAGCUGAAGCCAACAUCAAUUCACUACCCUAGUACUUUGUAACGCAAAAUAUGCUGAUUUCAAAGCUGAUUGCUACCAAAACUUUAUUGAUUCACUUAAUCGGACUCGCUCACGUCUCUCCCAAAGAUGAUCUAUUGCCUCAGCGAACUGACUGUGUGUGGGCCAUGACAGGCCACACCCCUCUUGUGAAUGAUGUCAUUACUGGUUAGAGACAGCGCACACUUUUAUAAAAAUAAACUACUUCUAUGCAAAUGUUGUUGCUCAGUACAGUACAAUACAUCCCAAAUGGAAGGGAAACAGAUUGUCAUCUGUAGCCCCAUGAAAUCAGCCAAAACAAGCUCAAUUACUCAAUGCAUGCACACACACUCCUAUUGAAUAUGCAUUCAUCUGUAUUGCAGAUAGGCCUAGGCUAUAUCUUGAUUUAUCCAGUUUAUCAAUAGAGAUUUACCAUUCCAAUUAAACAUUUUAUAUUUUAGUCAUUUAGCAGACGCUCUUAUCCAAAGCGACAUACAGCAUUUUCGUACUAUAAAUAAAUGAUUACCAUUAUGUUAUGUACUUAGUGGUAAAAACAAAGUCAAAUUGAUUAAUUAAUGCAUACAUGGCUGUCUCUGAAAAAUGUUGACGUAAAACAUUUCCAAUGUAAUAAUGUUGAACUCAGAAAUGCCUAACGAUUGAACAGAGCAGUAGGUACGCUAGCGUAUGCUACUGUACCUGUAGACGUCGUCAUUGCUUAAUUGCCAGAAUCUCGCAGUAUCCCUUUAAGAAUGACCCUGUCCUCCAUGUCAAAACCAAACCAGAAUGAACUAAGAGUUGUAGAUGGUAUUAUUUUGCCAUAUCAGUGGUAUUGUGUCCAUGCUUCUCUUGUGUAUUGUGUGUAUAUUAAAUGUGUGUAUUCCUCAGGCUGUGACAACCUGAUCAUCAUCUGGAACGUGGGGACGGGCGAGGCCAUGAUUCAGCUGGAGGAAAUGCACCCUGAUGUCAUCUUCAGCGCCUGCUGGAACCGCAACGGCAGCCUCAUCUGCACCGCCUGCAAGGACAAGACCAUCCGUGUCAUCGACCCCCGCAAGGAGGAGAUCGUAGGGGUGAGCACCACUGACAGGACUUUCACUAACAAAUCUGCUGUAUAGGGUUGUCAAAUUCCGGUAACUUUCCCCCAAAAGAAUCUAAUUUCAAGGGAUCUCUCUGAGAUGAUGAUUUAGGAUGUACGUACAUUAUGUUGAUGUUGACCCUCUGUGUCACAGGAGAAGGAAAAGGCACACGACGGGGCGCGGCCGAUGAGGGCCAUCUUCCUGGCGGACGGGAACGUGUUCACCACAGGCUUCAGCCGUAUGAGUGAGCGACAGCUAGCCCUGUGGAACCCGGUGGGUCACCCUGUCCUCCUCACCAUCACAACUCCUGGGCUGAGUCCCAAAUGGCACCCUCUAUUCCCUUUAUAGUGGACUACUUUUGCACUAUAUUAAAAGUAGUGCACUAUAUUAAAGAUGUUACUGGACUGCUCAGUAACUGACUUUAUGUCAACGUUUAAUUUACAGCAAGCCAUGGACGAGGCAAUCUCAGUGCAUGAGAUGGACACCAGCAAUGGAGUUCUCUUGCCCUUCUAUGACCCAGACACCAAUGUGGUUUAUCUGUGUGGUAAGGUAAGUGGAGAUUACAUACAUACACAUCCAUUUGAUCUGCUGUGCAUGUAACGUAUAACAAGUCUUACUUUGAUCCAUGAAGUUAGGCAUGAUGAAGUGUUAUCCAUGAAGCCAUUACUAAAACGUCAUACUGUAUCUUAAACUUUAGUCUAUUGCUGCUCAUUAAGUCAUCAACCAAAAAAAAAAAAGGAUUUCAGACAAACAAUAAAAGGCCGUUAUCUUGUCUCUGUGGUUUGUAGGGUGACAGCAGCAUCCGCUACUUUGAGAUCACAGACGAGGCCCCAUUUGUCCACUACCUCAACACCUUCACCACCAAGGAGCCCCAGAGGGGGAUGGGAUACAUGCCCAAGAGAGGUCUGGACGUCAACAAGUGUGAGAUCGCCAGGUAGGGCUCGCUGGAUAGGGAAACGGAUCAGCCAUUUUAGGACUGCUCUAUCAUAUCUGAUAAUCAUGCUUUGUUGGGCACAACCCUGAUCCAGUUCAGCAAGGUCUAGUUGAUUAGUUGAACCAAGUGUUUUGGUGCUUGGCUGGGUCUAUGAUGAGGGUCAAUGAGGUGGCCCUAAACGGAAGGCAUGACUUGUGAUGUGACGCUAUUAGCUGUCCAUGUCCACCAGGAGGCAGCACAGAACCACAUGUUGGAGGAGAGCUCUCUCCUUCUAAACUGUGUUUAACUCAGGCCCUGCCAACCAAAAUCAUGUACCAUGCAGUUCUACAGCUCCAUGUUUACUGAGGCUGCCUGAGAGUAUUGCCAGUGUCCUGGAAGUAGAAGUGCAUUGGGCUGGGCUGCAGUGUGUGUAAAAGGAUGUUAGACAGUAGGCCUGUUAUAUGAUGUUGUGAAUAAUAUGCUUAUUUGUACUUCUAUGUUGACAGGUUUUAUAAACUGCACGAAAGGAAGUGUGAACCUAUCAUCAUGACUGUGCCCAGAAAGGUGAGCUUCUUCAUUCUGAUCUAGAGACAGUCGAUAUAUGAAUGAUUAAAACAAUCAAUGCCACAUUUAACUCAAGCUGUCUGUUUUGAGGCUAGGGAUAGAUGAUAGAAUAUUGUGGGGUGAUUUCCUGGACACAGAUUAAGAAAGCAAGAUCAAUGAAGAAUCUCAGUUGAAAAUGCUUUUUCAUCCAGGAUUAUGUUUAAUCUGUGUCUUGGUAACUGGAACUAUGCAUACAGUGUUCUCUAACAGCUGUCUCUGUGCCCCUCUCUCUCUCCCUCUCUCUCCCUCUCUCUCUCUCUCCCUCUCUCUCCCUCUCUCUCUCUCUCCCUCUCUCUCCCUCUCUCUCUCUCUCCCUCUCUCUCCCUCUCUCUCCCUGCAGUCUGACCUGUUCCAGGACGACCUGUACCCAGACACGGCAGGACCAGACUGUGCCAUCGAGGCGGAGGAUUGGUUCGAGGGGAAGAACGGCGAGCCCAUCCUCAUAUCCCUGAAGAACGGCUACGUCCCUGGCAAGAACCGCGACCUCAAGGUGGUCAAGAAGAACAUCCUGGACAACAAGCUGAGCAAGAACGCGGAGAAAAGGGGCCCAGCCAACAAGUCUGCCUCGCCCACUCCAUCCAGAGUGAGGAUUACUGUCUGUCUCUGUCUGGGGAGGACUCUGACUGGGUUGUAUUGGAGAGACUGUUACAUUCUCUCUCCACUCUAUUUCAUUGGUUCCCAACUCCAGUCCUAGAGUACCCUCAACAGCACACAUUUUUGUUGUGUUCCGGACUAACAUACCUGAUUAAACUCAAUGAGGGCCUGAUGAUUAGUUGACAAGUAGAAUCAGGUGUGCUUGUCCGGGACUACAAUAAAAAUGUGUACUGUUGGACGUACUAGCGGACAGGAGUUGGGAAACACUGCUCUAUUUUAUGGAUACAAGUACUACCCACCAGACACCAGGAUAUUAUUCUGUAUGUGCAAUGUGCCAUUAGUGUUUUGAGUGGAAGUUGACACCAGACUGGAUCAGUAUACCAACAUUACAGUAUGUAUCUACAUGGGUAUGUACAGUGCUUUCCCAGGACUAGUCUGAUGAUCACCACACCCACCACCACCUUACCACUGAAACAGGCAUUAAAUGGCCUUUAGUUCAGCCCUGGCCUCGACAUGUUGCAGCCGGGGACUUGGAACGUGAAGAGGGGGGUGGCUGCCUGACUUCAUAAGGUGGUUACUAGAAGUCUCCACCCCCCUCGCUCUCUCUGACCCACUAACUGAGGGGCGGUUGCUGCUCUGGGCGUCCUGCCCCACCUCGCCCACAACACAGCCACCCGCGUGGGACCCAGCCCUGGCCUCCGCAUCUAUCUGCAGCUCUGGCCUGUAAUCAUGGCAGACUGGGCGCACCAUGUUAACCCUCAGGGUGUCACAGGGUACUGGAGCCCUGCCUGCCUGCAGCAUAGCAUGCCUGCAGGGAUAGAAUGGAUCUGAGGAAAUUCACUAUAUAUAUAUAUAUAUAUAUAUAUAUAUAUAUAUAUAUAUAUAUAUAUAUAUAUAUAUAUAUAUAUAUAUAUAUAUAUACACACACAGUGUGUAGACCAGGGAUCAUCAACUAGAUUCAGACACGGGCAGAUUUGUUUUCUUGAGCGGAUGGUCAGGGGGCUGGAACAUAAUUACAAAUCAUUUGCAAAAUGACCGCAAGAAGCCCAAAACGGAUAUAAUAUUUGACUAAAACAUAAUCAUUUCAAAACUUGCUUACAUUUUGUAUUCGAUCAUAUAUCUCUCUAUUAUGGGUGGGAAUAUUUUGGAACAGAUUUCCAAAAUAAAAAUCAUUGGCGCUGAUUUGCUGGUGUUUUUACAGUACAACAAUAAAACAAUAAAACUUUAAUAAACAUAUUUUUUAAAUGCUCAUUUGGGGGCCAAAUAAAAUCGUCCGCGGGCCGCAAGUUAGGGAACCCUAAUGUAGACCCUACAUUUCUUUUCAGAUAACAAAAUACCAAAUCUGUUGAAUUCACAGCAAUUUCGUCUUGGUGCAAAAGCUUUUAACUAUACUAGGACUGGUACAAACAUCUCCAGAAAGGGCCUCUCAUGUCUUGCUCUGUCUCUGUAUUCCUCAGAAAAACGAAGCCAAGCUGGAUGAGGUCUUGAAAGAAAUCAAAUCCCUCAAGGACCUGGUCAGCAGUCAGGAGAAGCGAAUCAUCCAACUCGAGGAGCAGAUGUCCAAGAUCGCCAUUUAA
Molecule: messenger RNA, 6872 nt
Organism: Coregonus sp. 'balchen'
Lineage: Eukaryota; Metazoa; Chordata; Actinopteri; Salmoniformes; Salmonidae
Source: the annotation of a GenBank genome assembly